GCUCACUCUACCCACCAACUUCCGCACACAAUCUAAAGUUCACAAGAACUCUAGAUUAACACUCAUUUUCACGUUUUCAAAAGAAACGAAAAAGUUUUAAGUUUGUAACAAAGUCUAUUCACCCCCCCUCUAGACUUUGUAUCUCACCACUUAGGCACCACCAAUUGGUAUCGGAGCAUACUUCUCACUAUCUACUUUUAGAUUAACGAGAAGCGAUCAUAAUGGUGAAAAAUAUGGAUCACGGUUUGCCCAAGUUUUCUCUUCUAGAUUAUGAUGAUUGGAAGAUCAUGAUGAAAGCACAUCUCUACGCUCUACAUGAUUGCAUGUGGAUGGUGCUUGAGGAUGGACUAUUGAAAAUCCAAAUGGAGAACCCUGAGAGGAAUCCAGCUGCUCCAGAUGUAGUCCAGUAUAUUCCAAAGCCCAAGGAAAAAUGGGAUGAUAGAGAUUGCAAAAAGCACAAUCUGGACAAUGUCGCCAAAGCAGCCAUCUUCAAGACACUUGAUCCCAUCACCUUCUCCAAGAUUAAGCAUCUCAAGACUGCCAUGGAAAUUUGGCAAGGUCUUGGGAAGCUAUGUGAGGGAUCAGAGGACCUGAGAAAGCAGAAGAUAAAAGUCCUGCUUGAGAAGUUCAAAAGCUUCAAAAUGCUUCCCGGAGAAUCAUUUGAUAUGUUGGAUGAAAGAUUCCACAAGAUAUUGAAUGAUCUUGCUUCACUUAACCACAUUCUUUCUCCCAAAGAAAAGAAUGUAAGAACCUAUGAGCACGAGCUGAAGAAGAAGAAGGAAGAACAAGUCACUCCCUUCCCCACGACAUUGAUGACAACUUCAAGAAUCCCAUCAAGUGAAGGGACAUGCACAAGAAACUGUGACACACCUUCCUCCAGCCAGCCGUCAAGCUCAAAAAUGGAGAACUACGAUGAGGAAUUUGCCAUGAUGGUCAAACAAUUCCGGAAGUUCAAGAAGUUCUUCAAGAAAGCUGAUUCAAUCAGAAGGCCAUCCAAGGGAAAGCCACAGGUGGAGAAGUACGGAGAAAGAGAAAGGAUCGAGAAGAAAAAGAAAGCAAUGGUUGCUGCUGAGAGUGACGAGUCAUCCAGCUCAAGCUCGGAUGAAGAAGCCCUCGUCUGCAUGGAGCACAGAGUUGAGAAAUCCAACCAUGAGGAUAGGUGGACUAUGUCAGAAGAUGACAAUCUCUGCCUAAUGGCCAAAGAUGAUGCUGAUCAAGAGUUCAAAAAGAUGAUGAAAGACUUUGAGGAGAUAAAUCUCAAACACUCAUCCUUAACAGAAGAGAACAAACUAUUGAGUGAAGAGAAUCUCAAGUUGACUGAAAGUCGGAAAAGUCAACUGAAUGAGAUCACUCAACUCAAGACUGAAAAUGAAUCUCUCUCUGAAAAGGAAGCCGCUAAGUACCCUGGUGUCUGGUACUUAGACAGUGGCUGCUCAAGACACAUGACGGGUGAUGCGAGCCUUUUGAGCAAUCUAAUUCCCUAUGAUGGAGGAAGCAACGAUUUUGGUCUUACUAAAGGACUAGGAAUUCUUGUGUACAAGGGACUAACCAUCCAAGCUGUAUCUUAUGUUGAAGGACUCAAUUAUAACCUUCUUAGCAUAAGUCAGUUUUGUGAUAAAGGUUACUCCUUGGAAUUUUGCAAGGACAUGGCAUCUCUCAAGAACAUCUCCACAAAUGAAGUCAUUCUCACUGGGAAGAGAAUCAGAAACAUCUAUGAAGUGAUAUGGAACGAUGUCAAGGAAGCAUGUCUAAUUAGCAAAGGUAAGCAGAAAGCAGAAUGUGAUCCUGGCGGCAGAUGGGGCGAGAUUAUCGGGAUGGAUCAUGUGGUUGACAAGACAUCAAAGCAUGAUCAUGAGGUUCUGGAUCUAUCUGACAAGGAUGAAGAAAUCAAUGAAGGAGAUAGAAUGAAGCCUACGGAGUUCAUUCCAUUCAGAAGUCUACCACUGAAGACUUCACAGAGAAAUCCGGAUUCAAACAGUGCUGAGCCUACCGGAAAUCUUGGCCAGCCUUCCAAUAUUCCGGAUCACUCAAUUGGAGACAAUUCCGGAAAUGGCGACCCAGUGCCAAUUCAUCCGGAAACACCAACUUCUGUUCUUAAACCAGAAGCUGAACUAGAUCAACCAGUCAAUCCUAAUCAGCACAAUCUUCGUUGGUUAAGGGAUCAUCCUCCCCAACAAGUCAUUGGAGAUAUUCAAUCUGGCGUUCGCACAAGAAGUGCUCAGCAGAAUCUAGAAGCUAUGCUUGCUUUCCUUGAACUGGUCAUCGCAUGCCUCGAAUGUGGAAGUGGAGGACAUGCUGAUGACAUCACCCAAGAGAGGGCCUUCAUCAUCAAUGCCCUCAUUACCAAGUCUAAGGUAAAUUGGGCUGCUCAUUUCUUCAAUUCCAUCUCAAAGCAUCUGGGAAAACCCAACCAGAAAUACCUUUGUCAAGGUCUGUACAUUGGACAUAUCUUGGAGUCCUUGGGUGCUGCUUCUGAAGGAAAGAACUAUGAAGCCAGAUAUUGGCUAUACUAUCAGUCUUCCAAAGGGGAAAACAGAGCUGGUGCUAGCACAACUGCAGAGGAAAGUUCUUCAGACAAUGUCCUUAUCAUGAGUCUGAACAAGUCAGUAAAGAGGAAGCAAGUGGUGUCUCCCUCUCCCAGUGCUGAAGCUCCACAGAACCUUGCUCCAAUCAAUCUUGAAGAAGAAGAAGAAUUCUCUGACCAAGGAGAACUACAAAGCAAAAAGAAGAGGAAAAUCACCUCUCCCUCAAUAUCUGGAUAUGUCAAUCCGGAUGAGUUGAAGGAGAAGGAAACAACUGAGGAAACCUCAGCCCACAACCGGAGUCCUCAACAACUUGAAGAAGACAUUCCUCAAGUUCAGAAUUCUCCAACUUCCUCACAACCUCAAGUAGAUGAUGUUGAGAAUCAAUUCUGGCAGCUCUACUAUGACUGGAGAGCUUGGAAAGUUGGAAAUUCAGCAAAACAGUUGCUGAGUUGGGACCAGCAACUGAAGAAUGAGAAGAUCAUCAAGAAAUGCUUAGGUCUGCCAGUCAACUAUUGCUGUGAGCAAAUUCUGGAUGUUGACUGGGUAUGGCAAAGGAACUAUGAAGAUUUGCAUCUGGAACACUUGGUCACCUCACCAAUUUCAGAAUUUGAAGUGGAUGAUGAGGAUCCUGCAGUCUACAAACUAGUCCUCUCAAAAACCACAGAAGAUCAGGUGGUUCUCACUUCUGAAGCACAGGUUAACUUGGAAACGACAGCUGAGGAUUUCCAAAUAUUUCCGGAAACCUCAUCUGCCUUUGAAACUGUUCUACCUGAAGCUGCAGUCUCUACUCCACAAAAACAGAACCAGGAAGGAUCAAAUGAAGAACUCCAGCAAGCUUUAGAGAUUCUCACAAAUCCUUGUGAGAUCACCAAUCCUACUGAAACUGAGAUCCCGGAGAAGUCAGCAGAAAAUCUGGAGAUGUCCAAAACUCUAAAAACAAAUGAAGCUCAAGAAGAGCAAGUUGUAGAAGCCCAGAGAAGUUCUGCAAAAGCUGAGAAGGAAACUCAAAUGGCAGAACUGGAGGCCUCCAAAUCUCCAGUAGCCAUUUUUGAAACACAGAAUGAAGCUGAAGAAAGAGACUCCCUCUCUAGGGAUAUAUCAAAUUUUACACUUAGAGAAGCAGAAGAAGAAUCUGAAAGAACUCUGAAGAUCAAUGAUGAAGAAUAUGUACAAGAUGAUGCUGAAUCUCUUCCUAUGCAACUCUUCCAAAGAACACCCUCUUCUCAUCAGGUAACCAACUUCCAUUUCCAUAGCUCUUCCAUUCCUACUCUUCCGGAUGAGGUACCGGAAAUCUGGUCAAAGAAGGUCCAAGGGCUGAUUGAAUCAGCCCUAGCAUCUCAACAUGCCUCCUUUAGGCAAGAGAUAGAGCAGAUGGAAGCCAGGCACAACAAACUGAUUGAGAAAUCCGAAGAGACACAAUGCUCCAAUCUCAAGGAGAUAAGCAAAUCAGUGGAUAAAACUCUAGAGAUCUUAUCUCUAUUGAGUAACACUGUGAGCAAUACGAUGGAGACAUAUGCAUCUGACAGUUAUCUUCAACUCAAGGAGGUUAACAAAAUCAGAGAGCAAAUAGCAACUGUCACAGUCAGUCUACAAAAACAAAUGUCCAUUCUCCAAAUGGACAUCAGAGCAGCUCUAGCAGUGUCUUCAGCAAAUCAAGUAGUAACCAAAGACUACUUGAAGGUAAUUAUUGACAAUAAGAAGGAAGCACACAAACUAUUCAAACUUCUUACCACAAAUUCUGGAAAUCGCAAGAUGGAAGUGGUUCUUCAACAACACAGUCCAUCCUUGAUUCUAGAGCUCCCCAUUGCAGUCAAAGAAGGAGAAGUCUCUUACAUUCCUACGCAUCUAAACUUGACUGAUCUAGUCCUUGAAGCUCAGAGAAGCAAUCCGGAAAACUCAACACAGUGCUUAUCCUGCUCCGGAUUGGAUGGAACAGAGGCUGUAGGAACAAUUGCUGCUCACUUCUCAAAUGAAAAUCAAACAGAGGAGAGACGCAACAACAUAAGGCGCAUCAAAGAGCUAUGUGGAAGCAUGCAAGGCAUCAGGGAGAUUGCCGAAUCUUCAAAGCGCAAGAAGCACUGAAGGCUUUUUUCAUCAAACCAGGGGGAAAAACUUGUCAAGUCCUAGGUUGGAGCAUCUAUCUUUGGAGUAAAAUUCUGCACAGUUGGGUGCAAAUCUGUUUUGAAACAGUGAUUCUUGGUCCCCGGGUGUUGGUAUACUAUUAAAUUUCAAUUUUCUUAAGCCUUCUGUGUUUAUAUUUGAUCAUUUAUGAGAUGAAAAUUGAAAAAAUUCUGCACUUUUAAGGCUGAUUUUUGAGUACCAAUGGAAAAAUUCUGCACUUCUCAAUUUGAUUUUUGGGCUAUAAACUGAAAACAUGCACUUUGUAAGCUUGUUUUUUUGAGUGUAGAAUGAAAAUUCUACACUUUU
Cuscuta campestris is the source of this 4952-nucleotide messenger RNA. The record is from the annotation of a GenBank genome assembly. NCBI's taxonomy places the organism in Eukaryota, Viridiplantae, Streptophyta, Magnoliopsida, Solanales, Convolvulaceae.